This is a messenger RNA of Euleptes europaea (tarantolino), 996 nucleotides long. RefSeq names its product N-acetylglucosamine-1-phosphate transferase subunit gamma (gene GNPTG). The record is from RefSeq and is a predicted model, not a curated record. The transcript is spliced from 11 exons. The coding region runs from base 1 to 996 and encodes 331 amino acids. Lineage: Eukaryota; Metazoa; Chordata; Lepidosauria; Squamata; Sphaerodactylidae. Gene Ontology annotation, cellular component: Golgi apparatus.
AUGACGCUAGUGGAGGGCCGGACGGUGGCCGGGAGGGGCCAGCGCGGGCAGCUUCCGGCUCCCGAGGAUGGCGCCGCUCCUGCUGCUUUGGCUGCUGCGGACAGAGGCUCCGUCGCCGCAGCCGGGAAGAUGAAGGUGGUGGAGGAGCCCAACAGCUUCGGGUUGCACAACCCUUUCCUGCCUCCCGUCCAGCGCCUGCAGCCCAAAGCCAGCCCAGCACCAGCUUCAGGCCCUGCCCAUCUCCUCCAACUGGCAGGUAAAUGCUUCAGCUACCUGGAGUCCACGUACAAGUAUGAAUUCUGCCCCUUCCAGAAUGUCACACAGCAUGAGCAAACCUUCCGGUGGAACGCUUACAGUGGAAUUCUUGGAAUCUGGCAUGAAUGGGAAAUUGAAAACAAUACCUUUGUCGGCAUGUGGAUGAGAGACGGAGAUGCGUGUGAAACCAGGAACAGGCAGACCAAGGUCCUCCUGGUCUGUGGAAAGAGCAACAGAUUGGCUCUCGUGUCGGAACCAAGCACUUGUCUUUAUUCUCUGACAUUUGAAACGCCGCUUGUUUGCCACCUGCAUUCUCUUUUAGUGUAUCCAGCCUUGCCUGAAACCCUCCGAAGGAAGUGGGAUGACCUGGAGCAGGCACUGUAUGAAGAGCUGGUCACGAAACAGGGGUACGAGAAAAGGUUGAGAGAGAUCUUUGAAGAAGCCACGUUUUUUAAAUCUACAAGAGAGGCACAGGAUAAGCGACAAAAUAAACUUCAUCACCAGGAAUUUGGAUCUCUGGAAAAGUGUAAUACGGAAUAUGAACGCCUUUCCAAAGAUGCACAGAAAUUGAAAGAAUUAUUAACUCAGCAUGGAGUUGCAUAUGAAGCUGUCCUGAGUGGAAACAGUGAUGACAAGCAUGCCAUUCCAAAAGGGGUGACAGAAAUGCCAGCUCUUACAGUUGGACCCAAGGUUGAGACGCACCAGCAUGGAGAUACAGGACUUUGGGUCGACUCCCCAUGA